Stylonychia lemnae is the source of this 1080-nucleotide messenger RNA. The record is from the annotation of a GenBank genome assembly. Lineage: Eukaryota; Ciliophora; Spirotrichea; Sporadotrichida; Oxytrichidae.
AUGAGAGACAUUUCUUUAAAAACAGACAUCCUCAACUCUAUCGAAUAAAUCAAAGAUAAAGUUCAUGAAAAUCAAGUGAAGAAAACAAUUUUCAAUGUAACUAAAGCCAGACCCUCAUUAGCUGAUGGAUUAAAAAAUGAGUAGUCUAAUACUGAACUAAACAAUUUUCCAAAGCCUAUUUUAGAUGCUGGCAAAUAAAUAGAUAUCCAAACCUUGUUCUUCAACAUUCCGAAAUACUUAUCGUCCAAGCACAAAAAAUUGCUCAGAAAGAUGCUAUUGAAAUAUUGCUUAGAUGAAGAAAAUAGUCUACAGAAAUUUCUCUAAGAACUGAAGCUGAAUAUGUCUGAUCGCUAACUCUUAAUUAUUUUUAGAACUCUUGCUUAACUUAUAAAAUAAAUAACUAAGCAAAAGAUAAAUCUCAAAAAGAAAUUGAAAAGAUAGCAGGAGAUCUAAAGCGAAUCAAAUGAUAAUGAAAUGAGCGAUGAUUCAAGUGAGGAAAAUGAUCAUUCAGUUUAAAUAGAAACUUUUAAUAAUCACCACACCUUAGAUUUUUAAGGAGAGGGUCUUUUCAAAAAAUAUUAGAAUCAGUAAAGAGACCUAUCAGUAGCUUAGUUGCCAAAGCUUAAGGAAUUGAGAAAAAAAGUAGGGGAUUGUCCAAUAAUAGAAUAAAAUUCAAAUGGCUAACACAUUUUUUCUAGAAUAGAAAAGGAAAGUAAAUAAUUCUCAAAUUCACUUGAAGAAAAUUUGAUAUUUGAUUUCUCCAAUUAUAAGUAUUAAAUAUGGAGAUAGUAAAGAAGUUAAAUUCAGCUAUUGCCCGAUUACAACUAUUUUAAAGAUCUACAUGAUAAAAAUAUUAAUCAUAAUAACUCAGAGUAAAUCUAGUUAUGUUUAGAUCAUUGCUAAUUUGAAGUUAAUAAUACAUCUAUUCUAUUCGACAAGCGAAGAUGUGGAAUAAAAAGCAAACAAGAAGAUAGUAGAUAAUUGGACUAUAUUCCAUUUCCAUUUUCAGAGUAAGAUUAAGAGAAGUCUGAUAAUUUAGAAAAAUAUUAGCUGAUAGUGGAUAGAGUGUCAAGGAUCUGA